This is a messenger RNA of Drosophila obscura, 1842 nucleotides long. RefSeq names its product spermine oxidase. Gene Ontology annotation, molecular function: polyamine oxidase activity. The record is from RefSeq and is a predicted model, not a curated record. The transcript has a single exon. Bases 97 to 1557 code for a protein of 486 amino acids. NCBI's taxonomy places the organism in Eukaryota, Metazoa, Arthropoda, Insecta, Diptera, Drosophilidae.
AGUCGCCACCAUCGAGCGCAAAGAGUUUUUAUUAAAGUCGCGCACAUUGGACGACGCAGAAGUGUGCCCGCGUGUGCCUUACCUUACCCCUUUGACAUGAGUGCCGCCACCCUUCGCCUGCUCAGCAAAACCAAACAGACCGCCCGCAUUGUCAUUGUGGGGGCUGGAUCGGCGGGCAUUGCGGCUGCCACGCGACUGCUGGAGCAGGGCUUUCGGAAUGUGCUGCUGCUGGAGGCGGAGGAUCGCAUCGGGGGCCGCAUCCACACGAUUCCGUUCGCGGAUAAUGUCAUCGAUCUGGGUGCCCAGUGGUGUCACGGCGAGCAGGGCAACGUGGUGUACCAGCGGGUGAAGGAUCAGCAAAUGCUGGAGGUGACGGACCCCCACUACGAAAACUUCAAGUGUGUGCGCUCCAACGGGGAGGUGCUGCCCGAGGCUAUUGCUGACCAGCUGAAGAAAAUCGCCUUCGACUCGAUUCCGGAGCGACAGGCGGAUCUGGGCGGCUACGAGGGCUCGCUGGGCGACUACCUCAACAUGAAGUACUGGCAGGAGCUGGCCAAGCUGCCGCCCAUCGAUCGCACCAUUGCCGAGGAGUUCCUCGAAGUGUUCCACAAGUUUGAGGCAUCUGUGGAGGCGGCAGAUCAUCUGUACGAAGUGUCUGGCCGCGGACAUCUGGAGUACUGGCUGUGCGAGGGCGAACUGCUGCUCAACUGGCGGCUCAAGGGCUACAAGCAGUUCCUCCGCGUCCUGAUGGCUGUACGGGACGAUCAGCCAGAGGAUCUGGGCGUGCUCAGGGGACACGUGCUGCUGAACAAGCGCAUUGCGGAGAUUAACUGGCAGGGAGCCGACGAGCUGACGAUCCGCUGCUGGAAUGGUGAGAUCAUCACAGCGGAUCACGUCAUCUGCACCGUCUCCCUGGGCGUGCUGCAGGAGCAGCAUAAACAGCUCUUUGUGCCCGCCCUGCCCGCGGCAAAAGUGCGGGCCAUCGACGGCCUUCGAUUGGGAACGGUGGACAAGCUAUUUCUGGAGUUCGCUGCGCCGCCCCUGCCCGAGGAUUGGCCCGGCUUCAACUGUCUCUGGCUGCAGAAGGAUCUGGAGGAGCUGCGCGGCACGGAGCUGUUUUGGCUGGAGAGUGUCUUUGGAUUCUAUCCAGUCUCGCACCAGCCACGCAUUCUACAGGGCUGGAUCAUCGGAGCGCAUGCGCGCCACAUGGAGACCCUCACAGAGGAGAAGGUGCUCGAGGGCUUGCUCUGGCUGCUCCACAAGUUCCUGCCGUUCGAUGUGCCCCAUCCGAAGCGCUUCCUGCGCACCCAGUGGCAUGCGAAUCCCAACUUUCGCGGCAGCUACACCUUCCGCUCCACCUACACGGAGGAGCUGCGUACCGGUGCCUGGGAUCUGGAAGCUCCGCUGCUGGAUAUUGGCGGCAGGCCACGCCUGCAAUUCGCCGGCGAGUCCACCCACAAGCACUACUACUCCACCGUGCAUGGGGCCGUGGAGACGGGCUGGCGCGAGGCGGAGCGUCUGAAUGCCUACUACCGGCAUCGAACGUCGCAGCUGUGAGCCAGAAUGCAGAAGGGCCAUAAAGGGGCAUACAAAAAAUAUACAAUAAGUACGAGCACGAGUACGGGUACGGGUAGGGGUACGAGUACGAGUACGGGUACGGGUCUGAGUCCAGCGCUGUUCAACUUAAAUACAGAUUUUGAUAAGAUCAAAUUUAAUCGAUUUGAGCAUUUAUUGGACUAUACCAUGAAAGCAAUUCAACACUGCAAACCAGCGAGAGCUCCACUCGGAUACUUUAAGUAAAUAAAUAAAUAAUUGUAUUGGCUGAAAAGGAGGAGCAGAUUU